Molecule: messenger RNA, 6725 nt
Organism: Paramecium pentaurelia
Lineage: Eukaryota; Ciliophora; Oligohymenophorea; Peniculida; Parameciidae
Source: the annotation of a GenBank genome assembly
AUGUAACCAAUAAGGCCUUCUUCGGCAAGUUAAACAUUACCAAAAGUGGAUCAAAAGAGUACAGCAAGGAAAAAAUCAACUUAUUAAUCACUUUUUCAACCAAUAAUAAAACCAUCUGCUUUAUUAAUUGAAACUCCUGACUAACAAUUAAAGAAAACUUAAGUAUUGGAAUUAUUAGGAUUCUAUGAAAAAUGUACUAUUGAUAUUAAGAGUAGAACUAAUGGCUGUAAAAGGAACAAAUCAGGAAAAAAGUGAAGUGGAUGGUAUCUUUAAACGAUUAAACACAUUUGCAACGACAUAAAUUGAAAAGCUUGGAUUUCAUGAUACAAGUAUAUUGAUUCUACAAUGGAUUAUUCAACAUAAAUCAUAUGAGGAAAUUCCAACAUAAAUGUAUAUAUGCACCCUCUUAUUUUUAUAGUUGUUUAGCUUAUAACAAUUUAAGUUGUGUUUAUCGUAGAAUGGGAUAAACACAGUUAGCAUUAAAUGCUUUAGAGAAUGCUUUACAAUUAAUUCAGAUGUAUGAAUAAAUAAAAAUGGAAACAAUAACAUAUUUGAAUAUUACAUCUGUUUUAAGUUCAAUGAAUAUGUAAAAAUAAUUUGUUAUUUUAAAGGCAUGAUAAAGCAUUGAAGAAUUCCUUAAAAGCUAUUCAAUCAGGCAAGAAAGAAUUUGAUCCUAAUCAAAUUGAAACUGUUAAAUAUUUGGCUAUGGCUAAUUUUAACUAUGGAUGUGAAUUAGAAUAAUUAGAUCGUUUAGAAGAAGCUGUAAAAUAAUAUAAAAGAGCAUUAUAAUUUGUUCUUGAACAUUUAGGUAAUCACGAUCCUUUUUUUUAAAAAUUUCAUAUGAAACAUCAUUAAGCAAAGUAAAAAUUAAUAGUUUAAAUGAAUUAACAAUAACCAGGUCUAUUUAAGACAGUAUUAUAAUUAAAGAAAUAAUAUGAAGUUCCAACAGAUGAGAGUUAUUAAUAAACAACUCCUUUGUGUUAAACUAAAAAAUUUUCAAUGUUAAAGAAAAAUAAUUAUAUGGAGGAUUAGAAUUAUUAAAGAGAUAGUAGUGAAACAAUAAAGAAAGGAAUGACAGAUGAAGAAAUGUUUUAAGAUAUAAAAUUCUAGAAACCUAUAGAAAAGAAAGAAGAAAAAUAAUAAUAAUUGAAUUUUAAAUAACAAUAAGAUGAGAUUCAAUCAAGAAAACAAAGUUAGGUAAUUAAUAAGAAGAUGAAUCAGAUUGAAUAGAUAUAAUUAGAAGCAUGGUCUAAUUCAGAACCAUCAGAUACAGAGAUUAAGAAAUAAAGAAUUAAUGAGAAAUCUCCAGAAUUAAAGGUAUCAUCUGUUAAAAUUAAUACAAAAGAUUAAAGAUUAAAUUUUUUAAAUAAAUAAAAUAUAUCUAAAUAAAAAGUUGAUGAUAAUUUAUUGGAGAAAGAAUAAUAAAUUAUAAGAGAAAUAGAGGAAUAAAUAUAUAAUGCAGAAAGCAUUGCAAAAAUUUAAGCUUAAUUUAGAAUGAAGAAGGAGAGAAAGAAGUUUUAUUGUCUUAAAAAAGCUAAAAAAGAUUAAGGAGAAUUAUUACCUUCUGAUGAAUUGAAACUAAAAUAAUUUUAGAGAUUCAUAAAAAGAAAGUUAAAUGAAUUGAAAAUGAGAGAUAUUACAAAAAAAAUAGUUUAAAAAAAUAAAUUAAAGAAAUUUCCUAAUACUGAAAAUUAAGCUUAUAAACGAAUUAUAUCUUUAUUAGAAACAUAUAAAGCUUAUAAAAGAAUGCUUUUACAUAAAUACAUAAUAAGAACAAGAUAAUUCUAAACUUUGAGAUAGAGUUAUUGUCAUCCAAAAUAGAUGGUUAAUGAGAAAAUUGAACCAUUUAGAGAUUCAUAUAUUUUUACAUUUGGUAUAACGAAUGAUGAUUCAUUUGUACGUUUUUCAUUAGUAAAUGGAGUAAAAAAUAAGAGAAAAGAAUAAUAAUAUUAUUUUGAAAUGGAUAUUUAAAGUUUUUUAAAGUCUCUUGGAUUAUUGCAUUAAUAUAUUGAAGAAUUAGAAUGCUUUAUAAUUGAAGAGAAUUAAUUAUUAAAGAAUUUAAAGAAUUUAUAAACAGUGGCAUAAUAAUUUAUAAUAAUGAAUGAGGUUGAUGGGAAAUAUGUAGUAAGAUGUUUAACUGAAUUUUAAACAUAGUUUAGAUUAGCACUUUAGAGAACAGCAGUUAUAUUACAAGAACUUAUUUUAGUUGAUAAUAAUAAGCUUUAUAUUUAAGGAAUAAAUAAUUUUGAAUAUAAUGAUGUGGUUCCAUAUGAAGAAGAAAUUAGAGUAGUUAGACCUCCUCUUUACACUAAGAAUUUGAGUGAAAAUGAAUUAAGUUCUAUAAAAUUCAUCUAAUCAUUUAUGAAAGGGUAUUUACAAAGGAUUAGAGUAUAAAAAUGGGUAAAUUAAAAGUAGAAACAAAUAUAUUCAACAAAUUUAAUAAAAACUGUGACUGGACAUUAUUUAAAAAUUGUUAAAGCAUAACAUUUAUAAAAUAAGAAACAUUAUUUAUAUAUAAUAAAUUAAGAAACAUAAAAGAAAUCAAAUGAUUUAGAAAUUAAAUAGAUAGUAUUUUAAAAUAUGGGAGAAAUAAGUAGAGAAAAUUUAUUUGAAAUAUUGAAAAUAGAUUUAGAUGGACCAAGUAUAGAAUAUAGUGAUGAAGCUAAUUAUUGGAUAUAAAAAUAGGAAGAUUAUUAAAAAAGAGGUGGUAAGGAAACAUAUUCAAAAAUAAAUAAAGAUGAUUCAAUUGUAUUAAUUUAAAGAGCAGUUUUACAUUAUUUAUUAAAAAGAAGAUGUACAAUUAAGAAAAUUAAUAAAACAAAAUUCAAUAAUAGUGAUUAAAAAAAUAUAGAAAGAGAAAUUUUGGUUAGAAGAGCAAUAAUUUAUGGAUCAGAUAUGAAUUAAAGGGCAUGUUUAACUACAUUAUAUUUAGAAAUAGAAAGAACAGAUCCAACUACAUCUUUAAUGGGUUAAAGUGAAUAUUAAAGUGUAUUGAUAACUUCAAAGAAUUUAGAACAUGUUUAUGCAUUUGAUAAAUGUGUUCCAUUUUAUUAGAAAUUAUUUUAUCCAUUAUCUAGAACAGAAAUUAUAACAGUAGCAUAAAGAAUGGUUGAAGUUUCAAGAAUAGUGAAAAAUAAAAAGGGAGAACCUAAAGUUGAAUGUAAAAGUGUUGAUUAAGUUCAUGGUGAGAUAUUAUCAAAAUAAGGAGAAGAGGAUGAUGUUAAUUAAAAGAAAGAGAAUACACUUGAUGCAAGAUUGAAGAUUGGAUCUACAUUAAGGGAUAAAUAUUUAUAAUAAUUUGUAUCAUGUUUAGAAGAGGAUCCAGAAAUGAAAUUAAAUCAUUAAGCUGAAGAUAAUAAAUAAAAAAACUUUGUUUCUGCACUUUAGAAUGUUUUUAGAGAUUUUAAAGUUAGAUUAGCUUAAAGAGUUAAGAUAACAAAACAUGUUGAUGAAGAAGAUGAAGCAUCAAUCAAAGCUUAUGUAUAAAAUGUUUUACCUACUACAGAAUAUGGUACUAAUCCAAAUUUAUUUAAUGAUAUUAAUUAAGAUUAAUUAUCAGAUGUUAAAUCUUAACAUUCACUUAAAGAAGAUUUAGAUUUUGUGGCAGAAUUUAAUAUCACAUUAUUAGAUAGUUUAUUCAAAUUGUAGAUAUUCUAUUAAAUGAGUUAGUAGAUAUUUAUAGUUCAUGGAUAGAGUAUUUAUACUUCCAAAAUUUAUAAAUCAUCAAUACUAAAAUCAGAUCUCAUUAAUAAUUAUGAUAUUCCAUAUAAUUAUAUCAAAGAUAAUUCUUAGAAUAUUAUUUUACCACUUAUUGAUUUUUAAGAUGAAAAGAUUAUAUUUUCAAAAGAUGAAAUUAAAUUGCAAAAAAUUGUAGAUGAUUAUUUAGCUUUUGAAUUUAAUGAUGAUAAAUCAUCAAAAAAAGGAGUCUCUAUUGAUCAUGGAAUAGAAGAAAUACCUCCUGAUUAAAUUACUGAUAAAGUAGUAAUUGCCAUUUAUUAAAAAGGUACAAGUACUAUAUUCUAUGAAUUUCAUAGAGAAUAUAUGAUUGUUAAGAUAAUUAUUCAUUUUAAUAAUACUAAUGAAAAAAGAGUAGUUGAGAUUGAUACACACUAAUUUUAAUCUAAAUAUGUUGAUGAAAGAAUAAAAGAUUUAAAUAAUAAAUAAGUAAUCAGAUUCUUUAAAGAAUUUACUCGUACAAUUACAAAGGUAAUUACAAUUAAUGAAAAAGAACAUACUCAUAAUUUUGAAGAUUUAAGAGGAGAUUUAUCUUUGUUUUUAAGAGAGAAGUUUGUUUAAAAGAUAUAAGGAAUGUUAAUGGUAAAAAGAAUGGUUGAGAAAUUCAAAUUAUAUAAAUAAUUAAAACGUUCAAAAUUACAUAUACAUAAAUUCAUUGUUAAUAGUGGUUAACAUUAUAUUGAAAUAUCAUAUUUCCUUAUUAAAUAAUCUAGCAAUCUCUAAUUAACUAUGAGAGAAUUGACAUUUGUGACUCCUUAGGGUCAUCUAGUAGAGAGAAGUAAAACAUUAAAGAGUAAAAGAAGAUUGAGAGAAAAAUAGUUUUUAAUUAAUUUAGAAAAAUUAUCAUAAUAAAGUGAUUAAUUAAUUAAUUCAUAAUCUAAAAGAUAGGAUUAAUUAGAUCUUUAGAGAAUUGAUUUUUAAAUUCUCUCUAAAUAUGAUUAAAUGAAAACUAUCUAAUAUUAUAGAUCAUUGAUGACUCCUUUAAUUUCUAUAAUUUAGAAGAAUCUUGUUAUUAAUUUCAAUAAAUUUCAAUUUUCAUUGACUCUUCCAAUAAUUAUGAUAGAAAGUCAUAUAAUGAAAAAGAAAAAGAAGAAUUAUUCACAUGAAACUAAAUUCUAAUUAAUGACAUAUGCAGUAAUAGCAGCUUAAUCUUCUUUUAGAAAGAAACUGUUAAAGAAAUGGUUGUAAACUAAAUUAGCCAGAAAAAGAUAAAUAGAGGAAAAAAAUAAACAUUUAGGAGAGUUUAUAAAGAGAUCUUUUAAACAAAUAAGAGAGGAUGAUGAAGGUCAUUAUUAUAUUAUUAAUGUUUAUAAAUAACCUGGAAAAAUAUCAAAUCAAACAAUAUAUACUUUUGAAUUAAUACCAAUAAAUAAAAGUUAGAGGAAGACAAAGAUGAGAGCUUCUUAUUCUUAUGAUAAUUUUUAAUUGAUAGAUGUAGGUUCAUAAUCAUUGGCAAAUCAUUUUAUCAAUAAAAUUUAUAUUGAAAAAGGAAUAAUAAAAUUUGAUGAAUAUUCAUUUUAAAAUGUUUAAGAUGAAGGUGUUUCAACAACAUUUGAUGAAAAUCUUUAACAUGAAUAAUAAAAUAUUAAUGUUGAUGAAAAGAUGAUAGAGAAAGAUGCAUAAGAAAUAUUAAUAGAUUAAGAGAAAUAAGGAAAUACUCUAAUCAAUAUUGUAUACACAAAUUCAAAAUAAUUAUUAGAUAAAAAAUCAUAUGAUGAUUCUUAAAAUAAUGUUACUAAAUUGUAAGUUGAUUUAUAAAGUAUUAAGAAAUUGUAUCCUAAUUUUAAUGUAAAAGAUCCAAAUACUGUAAAGAUUUUAAGUUAGAAUUUGAGAAAAGGUGUAAAAAUGGAUUAAUUUGCAGGAAGUCUUAUGAUUGAUAAAAGUAGAAUUUAAUCAUCUUUAAUUAAUCCUCUUAGUGUUGGAGUAUAGAGAUUAGAAUCAUAAAAUUAUAUAUAAUCAUAAUAUUAGAUUUCAUCAAAUAUUAAUAGAAGUAUGAGAUUAUCUUAAAGACCUUAUGCUACAAAUGUACUUGCUAAAGAAACAAUGUAUUAUACUGGUAAGAAAUAUUUGAUUGUGAUAAGUUAAGUGAAAAAUAAGAUUUAAAAGAUCUUAAAUUAAGAUAGAGAUUCAGUAUUUGAAGAUCAUGAAAGAAUAUUAGAGAUUAAAGCUCAAAAUUUAAAAGAGAGAUAGGAACCAUUCUCUUGGUAUUUAACACCUGAUGAUGCUGAAAUAUUGACUCAUGAAAAGAGUCCUGAGAAUAUGGCUAAGGUUCUAACUAAAAAUUUAUAAAUAAUAAAUUCUAAAUUCAUUUAUUUAUGUUUUAAUUAAUAGGAUUAAUAAAGAGUUAAAUUGAAACCUGAUGAUAAUGUAAUAUUAUUUGUUGAAAGUACUAUAAGACCUAUGCAAACAAAAUUUAGAAAUAGAAGAAUCUUUUCAAAUUAUAAAGAAUAUAGGAAGACAUUGACUAGAUCAAGGGCUGAUGGAACAUUAAUAUUACAUUUAGCAAAUAAUUUAAAUACUACAAAAAGAAUGUUUGUAAUAUUGUUUAUUGAAGAAAAGGAAUCAUCUAUUUAAUUAAAAAGUUGGGAUGCUACUGAAUAGAUGUAUUUUUGUGAAACUGAAUUAUAAUUAAAAAAGGUAAAUAUAAUGAUUAUUAAUAUAAUUAGUAUCAAUCAAUAUAUUUUUAAGAUAAAUAGAAAUGUUUGAAAGCUCUAUUAAAUUUUUUAGAAUUUAGAAGUGAAUAGAAUAAGAUAUAAUUUUUACAUCCAAAACCAGAAUAAGUUUAGGAUUAUUUUGAGAAAGAAAAGAAAUUAUCAAUACAUUCAUCAUCUAAAAUUGGUUCACCAACAAAAUCAGUUGAUUAAAAUAAUGAAUAAUAAAUGAAAUUCUUUUAAUAAGAACAUACACCAAUGUAAUCACCUAUGAUAGCAAUUGAAAAUUUAGAUGACGAUGAAAUUUAAGAAGUAUAAGAAGAUGUUAUUUAAUAAUGA